Messenger RNA from Quercus robur (English oak), 3136 nucleotides. RefSeq names its product pentatricopeptide repeat-containing protein At4g02750-like. Gene Ontology annotation, biological process: RNA modification. The record is from RefSeq and is a predicted model, not a curated record. The transcript has 9 exons. Bases 525 to 2798 code for a protein of 757 amino acids. NCBI's taxonomy places the organism in Eukaryota, Viridiplantae, Streptophyta, Magnoliopsida, Fagales, Fagaceae. Gene Ontology annotation, molecular function: RNA binding; protein binding.
AAAAAAAAAAACUCUCUUCUCACCAAACAAACGUAGCCUAAUUCUUUAACUUCAGUCUGAACCUCUCGCGCUCUAAGCUCUCUGUCUCUCACAGUCUCACUCUCGUUUUCCUCUCUUCUCUGCCGCUGCCUUCCUCAGCCCAUUGCUUCGGUUUUCCGCCCAUCUCAGGUAUAUAUAAUUUAAAGCCUUAGGAAUUUGCAUCUAGAGAGUCAAAUUGAUCUAACUUCCUGCUGUUUGUGAUAGCUUGAGUUGCUCUGUGAGUAAAGAAAAAGGCUAAGCUCCAUGUAGGAAUUAGCUUACACUUAAGGUGGUGGACUAGUUGCUUGUGAGCGGUACUGGAAUUUCAUUAGUUUGAUAAGCUCAUCAAAUUUUGGUUUGGGAUGCUCAAGGGUAAUGCAUAGCAGCGUUGUUUGGGAUGCUCCUCUAUGACAUUGAGGCCAUUGCAGUGAACGUACUCUGGACUUUUCAAAGAAACUUGGUCUAAGAGAUCUUAUCAUUGGUUCCAACAACUCCCACUAUGUUCAAUGAUAAUACGUCGUUUCUUUCACUUCCGCUCUUUCUCUACACUUUCUCCUCUCCAAAAAACCCAUCUUUUUCAAUGCAACAAAAGCAUCUUAGACCUCUCCAAACUUGGCCGUGUCACCGAGGCACGCCACCUGUUCGAUUCAAUGCCUCACCGAGACCCGGGUUCUUGGAACUCCAUGAUUUCUGGGUACACCCAAAAUGGUCUCUUACAUGAGGCACAAACACUCUUCAAUGCAUUUCAAGGCAAGAAUGUGAGAACCUGGACUAUUUUGUUAACUGGGUAUUCCAAAUUCGGGCUCGUUGAUGAGGCCCGAGUGCUCUUUGAGGCAAUGCCUGAGCGGAAUGUGGUUUCUUGGAAUGCUAUGAUUAGUGCCUAUGUGCAGAAUAGUGAUAUGAGGAGUGCUCGAGAAUUGUUUGAUGUUAUGCCUGAGAGAAAUGUUGUGUCAUGGAAUUCAAUGAUUACUGGCUAUUGCCAUUGUGGUAGGACAAGGGAGGCAUAUGAGUUAUUUGAGGAAAUGGGGGAGAGGAAUUCGGUGUCUUGGAUGGUUAUGGUAUCUGGGUUCAUUGAGAUAAGUGAGUAUGGAGAAGCGUGGGGUGUGUUUUUGAUGAUGGUGAGAAGUGGGGUGAGACCGGACCAGGCGGUGUUGGUUGUGGCCUUAUCAGCGGUAAUGAGGUUGAAUGAUUUAGAGUUGGUUGAAACUUUGAGGACACUAGCAAUCAAGACAGGGUAUGAGGGAGAUGUGGUUGUGGGGACUGCAAUUUUGGAUGCUUAUACCAGGAUUGGUAGUUUGGAUUAUGCAGUUAAGUUUUUUGAGAUGAUGCCAGAAAGGAAUGAGUACUCAUGGACCACAAUGAUUUCAGCAUUUGCACAAUGUCAUAGUUUGGACAAUGCAAUUGCAUUUUAUGAGAGGGAUCCAGUAAAGGGUGUUGCUAUACGAGCGACUGUUAUAACUGCAUAUGCUCAAAGGGGGAUGAUAUAUGAAGCCAGACAUGUAUUUGAUGAGAUUCCUAACCCCAAUGUGGUUAUGCGGAAUGCUAUGGUUGCUGCGUAUGCACAGAAUGGAAUGAUUGAAGAAGCAAAAGAUAUCUUUUUGCAUAUCCCUGUGCAAAAUGCUGCUUCAUGGGCUGCCAUGAUUUCUGGGCUUGUACAGAAUGGACAUAGUAGAGAAGCUUUAGAGUUGUUUGCAGAGCUUCAUAGAUCAGGAAAUGUUCCAAGUCAUUCGAGUUUUACUAGUGCUCUCUUUGCUUGUUCAAACAUCGGAGAUGUUGAGGUGGGUAGACAGAUACACUCACUUACCAUUAAAACAAGGUGUCAAUUCAAUUCUUUUGUAGGAAAUGGACUGAUCUCCAUGUAUGGAAAGUGCAAAAGUAUGGGAGAUGUUACACAGGUUUUUAGUACAAUGAGGGUGAGGGAUGUUGUUUCUUGGAACUCACUCAUUUCUAGGCUUUCACAGAAUUACAUGUUGGAUGAUGCUUUGAAAGUUUUUGAAAAGAUGCCAAAACGGGAUGUGGUCUCUUGGACUGCAAUUAUUUCAGCUUAUGAGCAAGCAGGUCAAGGAGAUGUUUCCUUUAAAUUGUUCCUUGACAUGUUAGCUAGAGGAAUGAGUCCAAACCAACUAACAGUUACCAGCCUCCUUGGUGCUUGUGCAUGCCUUGGUGCAGCCAAGCUUGGGGAACAAAUCCAUUCCCUAAUGUACAAACUUGGAAUUAAUUCUUGUUUGUCUGUUUGUAAUGCUCUUAUAACAAUGUAUUUUAAGUGUGGGAAUCUGGAUGGUCUUUGUGCCUUUGAAGAGACGCCUGACCGAGACAUAGUCACAUGGAAUGCAGUUUUAUGUGGCUGUGCACAGAAUGGACUAGGUAUAGAGGUGAUUGCGAUUUUUGAACAAAUGAAAGCCUCAGGGGUUUUUCCCAAUGAAAUCAGUUUUCUUGGGGUUCUUUGCGCUUGUGGCCAUGCAGGGUUUGUGGAUAAAGGUUGGGCCUAUUUUAAUUCCAUGAGCAAAGAUUAUGGAAUUACCCCUUUGGUUUGUCAUUAUACUUGUAUGGUUGAUCUCCUUGGGAGAGCAGGACAAAUUUCUGAAGCUGAAGCUCUCAUCCAAAACAUGCCCGUAAAACCCGAUUCAGUGAUUUUGGAAGCACUUCUUGGUGCUUGUAGGAUCCAUGGAAACAUGGAAGUUGGCCAGAGAAUUGCUGAAAGGCUAUCCCAGAUUGGGACAGAGGGAUCUGGAAUGUAUGUCCUACCAUCAAAUAUAUAUGCGUCUCAAGGUUGUGAUUGAAGCUGUUAAUAAGCCUCGAAAUAUUACAUAUAUAGGACUUACUGACUUGGUGACUGAGUAGAGUUUGUCGGGGCCCUAUGUGUUGGAACACCCACAUAUUUUCUGCAACUGCUGGUGGGGGAGCAUUCUGAAAUGGCCAAAAAAUUCAUUUCAUUGAAACUGAUCUGGUGGAGCGAUUCCUUCUGGUGACUGGGUUUGGGUAUGAACAUAAUGAUCCAUGGCCUACCAACCUAGAUUUAUUUAAACAUUUCACUGAUGUCAGCCGGGGUGUAAGGAGGCUCGGGGCCGCUGCAGUUGACGUGUGCCAUGUAGCUUUGGGAAUUGCAGGAUCAUAUUGG